AUGCAGGCAUUGUUAUUGCAGAAAACUCAGUUAGAGAAUGAACUUGAACAGCUGAUGGAAUACUUGACAAAGGGAGAAGGCAGUCUCUUUGGUCUACGAGGUAGUUUUGUUGAUUCAGAAGGCUUCCCUUCUCCACAACUUGAUGUCAUUAUAGAGGUCAAGAAGUCCAGAGCAAGAGUAGCCUGUAUACAGAACGAUUACAAAGCACUGAUGGCUCGUAUUGAGAGCGACUUUUACAAGCUACAUGCAUCAUAUAAAGCAUCUCCAUCUGCAUCGACAUCAACUCCAACGACAACACCAUCUACAUCAGCUCCCACAACCAAGGCAUCACCGCCAUCACAGCCACAGACACAGACGACACAGACACAGACACAGCCACAGUCACCACCAGCCAAGAAGGCUGAGGAUGAUGUAGUUGGCGUGCCCUUUGUAUAUAUUGAUAUGGUGUCAUCUGGAUCACCAGCAGAUCGUAGUGGACUACAAAAGAAUGAUAAGAUAUAUCAAUUCGGUUCGAUUGGCCCCUUGGCGCAACUAGAUCCCUCAGUACAGUAUCUACAGACAAUGGCAACUAUCGUUAGGAACAGUGAGAACUCUCCAAUCACACUCAAGUACACAAGAGAUGGCGAGAAGAAGACUACCACCCUCACACCAAAGAAAUGGACUGGACAAGGAUUGAUUGGAUGUCUCAUGAAGCCUAUGACAUUG
Acytostelium subglobosum LB1 is the source of this 705-nucleotide messenger RNA. RefSeq lists its product as hypothetical. Gene Ontology annotation, molecular function: protein binding. The transcript is spliced from 2 exons. Gene Ontology annotation, cellular component: cytoplasm; nucleus. The record is from RefSeq and is a predicted model, not a curated record. The annotation marks the transcript as partial. NCBI's taxonomy places the organism in Eukaryota, Evosea, Eumycetozoa, Acytosteliales, Acytosteliaceae. Gene Ontology annotation, biological process: proteasome regulatory particle assembly.